UCAAAGUUCGAUUUAUUUCGAUUUAUUGUGAACAUGGUAAUUUAAACAUAACCUACAUAAAAUCGUGGUAAGCUGAUUGUUUUGAAAGAAGUUCCUUUGUAUAUGGUUUAGAAAUUUUAUAUUAUAUUAUUAUAAAGUGAAAAAUGCAGGAAACAGCUACUGUAAAGAGCAUGAUUAACAAUCGAAACCGUGAUUGUUUAGGCUGUAGAAUUUUCAGUGGCUGCGGUCUUAUUGGUUCCGGCUUAUAUGUUGCAUAUCAUUCAAAAAAAUUCCAGAAAUGGACUGGAAAAACGACAAUGUAUACAAUUGGAAGCGCUUUAAUGCUGCUUGGUACUGCUCGAGUUUUGGACCUCCCUCCAUUUCGCAAACAAUUUAACCAUGGAUAACUCGUAAACGAAUAUUUAUUCAACUUUCAUUACUUAUACAAAUGUUUUGAUAUCAUUUUGUUAUCUGUUUUUAUAUUUUUACUAUAACUGUGAAAUAUAGAUACAGAUAUAGUUAUUUGAAAAAACAUUGGAUCUAUUUUCGUAUUUGUUUUUUUAUGUAGAGAUAAAUAUGAUCACAAACUUUUUUUAACGUAGACUAGUAAAUCUGUUUAGAAGCUAAUAAAGAAACAGUAAACAAACAA
Messenger RNA from Bombus pascuorum, 628 nucleotides. RefSeq lists its product as uncharacterized. Lineage: Eukaryota; Metazoa; Arthropoda; Insecta; Hymenoptera; Apidae. The record is from RefSeq and is a predicted model, not a curated record. The transcript is spliced from 2 exons. The coding region runs from base 144 to 386 and encodes 80 amino acids.